Molecule: messenger RNA, 761 nt
Organism: Pocillopora damicornis (cauliflower coral)
Lineage: Eukaryota; Metazoa; Cnidaria; Anthozoa; Scleractinia; Pocilloporidae
Product: neural cell adhesion molecule 2
Source: RefSeq, a predicted model, not a curated record
AUGAAACUUGAGGUUACAGUAAAACUUCACGAGAGGUACUUGCUGGCGUGCAGUGCAGUCAGCGAUCCAGAAAAUGUUAAACAUAUCGGUUGGUACCGCUGCUCUAGAAUUGAUUGUGAACAACACUGGGACGAGUUCCUGAUAGCGCAUGUUCAAAAUAUGACAGAGACAAUUCCCAAUAACCCAAAUUUUGAGGUUUACACCAACGGCACCUUAGUUAUCAAGAAGGUACUACCUGAGGAUGAUGGAAAAAUGUUUAUCUGCGUUGCCAAAGAGAGGCACAUAGGGAGAAAAAUGUCCAGGACGAUCCUCCAUGUAGACGAAGGCCAGCCGGUGAGGACAACUACAGGAUUAGAUAUCCAAACUCUAUCAUCUUCACCAACAUCAGCCUUAGAUAUCCAAACUCCAUCAUCUUCGCUAACAUCAGAUAUCCAAACUCCAUCAUCUCCACCAACAUCAGAUAUCCCAACUCUAUCAUCUUCACUAACACCAGGUGGAAGACAAUACAAAAAGGUCGUUGGGACACAGUUAAGAAUAGCCACGACUGCUUAAUAGAGCUGAACGCUCUGUAGAGGUGAAAAUUACAAUAAUGAAGGGGUAACGAUUUCGGGACUUUGACAACUUACCACUUUAUGCAGGGUGAUAAGGAGAAUGAAGCCCAGUUUAAAGAGAGAUUGGGUCUGAAAAAUAUUUGACGCUAAAUAAAUGAAGAAACGGAGAAAUAGAACCUGUGAUAAGCGGUCACCCACAGGGAAUGGUAA